This is a messenger RNA of Ectocarpus siliculosus, 10306 nucleotides long. The record is from the annotation of a GenBank genome assembly. Lineage: Eukaryota; Phaeophyceae; Ectocarpales; Ectocarpaceae.
AUGCUCGGGUGGAUCAACAAGAAGAUUGCGACGGCUGGUGCCGGCGGCGGCGCCGGGUCUGGACAAGGCGGCGGGAACGAACGAGGAGAAAGAGCAUCGACCGACGGCUCAGGAAAAUCCCAGAAGCGCAAUGAUCCGCAACGAGAUCUGCCGGCCAACCCACCGCAGCAGCAGGGGCAACCGGGCCGCCGAAGCUCUUUCUUCGACGCGAUGGGCGGGGCCAUGACGAUAGGGAGGGGCGGCGGCCGCGGCAAGAAGGACGACAAGAGCGAGGCCGCCGCCCUCGCCGAGCAGCUGGACGCGCAGCGAGCGGAGCGCAUCUCUUGUGUGGCGUUCAAGCUGGUGCGCGAGAUCCAGCGCAUCCUUAAGGAGGCUCGAGAGAAGCAGGCGGCCGCCGCCGCAGCGGCUGCGGCCGCCGCCGCCGUUGCCGCCGUCGCCCCCUCCGCCGCGCCCCCGCCCUCUUCCUCGCUUUCGGCCGGGACGCCCGCCGGUACGCCGGCGCCGACGCCGACGCCGCCGUCCUCCGGGUCUCGCAAGGGCGGCAGCGCGUCGUCGCCGAUCACGGAGAGAGCCGAGGCGGCCGCCGCCGCCGCCGCGGCCGCCGUCAAGAGAAAAAACCGGUGGGCCGGCACCGAGGAGCUCCUGAGCCUGCUGGACGGCGGGAGCCCCGGCGGCGGCGGGGAGGUCGAGGACAAGGUGGAGCGGUACCGGAGCAUCGCCGAGGUGCAGGCGAAGAUGAGCGACCUGGUGGAGCAGGCGCUGGUGCCGGAGUCCCACGGGGACCUCUGCGGGCAGCUGCUGGACGCCGCGACCGGGGUGGGGCACCACCCGGCGUUUGUCAAGCUCUGCGUGGACGCCGGCCUGCCGUCCAACCUGGUUCACUGCCUCCGCAUCAUGCGGGUGGUGGAGUUCGAGAGCGCCAUGCGCGACGGCACCGGCGGCGGUGGCGGUACUACCGCGGCUGGUUCGUUCGGCGCGGGCGAUGGCGGAGACGACGAAGCUAGCGGCGACGAGGCUCGCCCGUCCCCUUCUCUGCCGGAGGGCGACGACCGCCCGCAGACGAAGAGAGCGACCGAGCGCAUUGGGAAGCUGCUGGUGACGCUCUGCAGCGACAAGUCGGCCGGGGUCGGGGAGCAGAUCAAACCCCACCUGCCGGGCCUGCUGAGCCUCGCGGUGAGCGCCUACCCGCCGAACGGCGCCCACGUGCAGGAGACGGCGCGGGCGGUGGUAGAGGCGCUCAUGGGCGGCUGCCUCAACUCCAGCAUGGUGUGGCUUCUCCACUACAACAAGGCAAUGCUGGACGUUGUCGGAGAGCUGCGACACCUGAGCGGGCUCGACGGGACGGCGCCAAAGUCGCCCACCCCGGGCAGGAAAGUCGUUCGUGGGGGUUACACCCCGAGAUCGGUCUCCCCCAUGAGCAAAGGCAAACGAUCCCCGGGGCCUGCCAAAGGCGGAGGACGUACCGACACCAACGAGCCUCCCUCGACUGAGCUCGUCGGCGCCGCCGCGGAGGAGAGCGGGCUCUGGCUGUCGGCGCUGAGGGCGGCGGUGAGCACGGUGAGGUCGUCCAGCCACUUCGUGCCGGCGUUCGUCCAGGACUUCGAGUCCGCGGGGGGCUACGAGACCGUGGGGUACAUGGUGCGGAAGAGCUCUAUCGACCACCUCCCGGCCAUGCUCGAGCAGGUUUGUUUGUUGGUGUCCGCGACGUCGGCGGGAGGCAUGGAGCGGCUGGAGACGCCGGGGGGGCGGGUGGAGCGGUCGGACCUGAUGGCCAGCAAUUCCGCCGCGUUUGGCAUCAUUCAGUCUCUGCUGGCGGAGUGCACCCCACCGGUGGAAGCGGUCUGCUUGCAGGGGAUCGGCGGACGGGUUUCCAGCGGCACGUGCGAAGUCUCCUGCCUGUCGGGGGGGCACGGGCUGGCGGACCAGGGCCUUGACACGGAGGACGCGGUCGUCAUGGUCGCCGAGCGAGCGGUGGCGAUGCGGCUGGACCGGUGGGGGCGGGAGCACGGCGUGUUCCCGGAGGACUCGGAGGGGUUCCCCUCGGCGGUGCUUUCGAUCGCGUCGUCGUCGGGGGACGAGGAGGACGACGACAGCGGAGUGGGGGGCAGCAGCAGCAGCUACCUGUCCGAGGGGGAAGGGGACAGCGGCAGCGAGGGGCGGGAGGCGAGAGCGGGCAGCGGCAGGAGGAGGGGGAGGAGGAAGGACCGGGAGUUCGCCAGGGUCUCGGUCGGGGCCGGGGAGAUGGCGGCGGACGUGGAGCACAUGGACGAGUUCCGACUCCGGCUGCUGGAGGCCGUGCUCGGUCUGUACAGCAACCACCCGCUCAACUACCACGAGCUCGAGACCAAGUUUCACGCCCUCUCGUUCUUCCUGUGCGCCCUGCCGUACUACGAGAACCGGGACCUCAAGGGCCUCGCCCUCAAGACCCUCGAAGUCAUUUGCGUUAGCUUUAAGGACGUGCACCCAAGAGACGCCCUCCACUCAACCUCCACGGCGUUCACGGUGUGCCUCGACCACAUGAUGGGUCUCCUGAGCGACCCGCUGAGCUGCCCCGGCGUGGGUCGCAAGAUCUCCCUCGUAGGUGUCGACUCUCUGAGCGGCGGCGGCGGCGGCGGCGGCGGCCUCGGCUCCACCGGCGGCUCCGCCACGGCGGCGGACGGGGAAGCGAGGGUCGCCGAGCGGGUGUCCUUUGGCGGGGGAGACGACGGCGGCAGCGGCCUGCGCGGCCAGGACUUGGGGGACGAGGAGGAGGACCCCAAAGUGGCCGCGGCGCUGGAGAAGGCGCUUCUCCUCCUCGAGGACGCGGACAUGAUGCGGCGCAUGCUCGAGAAGCUCCUCGAGUUCGACGAGACCAAGUACACGGCCAUGUUCCAGGCGACCGGCAUCCUGGACCAGGUGCUGCAGCCCCUCCUCAAGCGCGUCCUCACGCUCAACGUCGGUGGCUGCCCCGGCGCCGCGGGGCUGUGGCGGGCGAUGAGCCGCCCCGAGGGGCUGGCCGCGCCCCCUCCCGGGCUUGCGGCAAGCGGGAGCGCCCGUGGGAGUGGAAGCGAGGCCGGGUGGAAGGUGCGGGUGGAGGAGACGGGGGCCCUGUCCUUGGUGUCUCGGGCCACGGGGUUGCUGUGCGGGACUCUGGCGCUGCUGCUGGGUUCCAGCCAGGCUGUCUGCAGGCAGUUCAGGGCGCUUCGAAUGCACGACACUCUGUACCACGUGAUACGGGAUUUCGGACCACCGAGCACGGAAGCAGCGCUGUCUGCUCUCGAGAGGGCGUCGUCAUCGGAGCCCAGUGGAGUUCCGGAGGACAUGGCGUUUUUGAUCGAGCUCGUGCAGGGCAGCAAGUCAAGGGUGGAGCGGUGGAGGCAGGCGACCGCUCUGAUGGGGCUGCGGAGUAUUCUUCUCUGCAAGCACCAAGCGGUGAAGGACGUGUGGCGCGAGAGCUGCGGCUUCGAGGCUUCCCUAGCGGCCAUCUCCAGCCUCGACGCGGCCUUCUCUUCGACGGCGCCACGGGCACCGACGCCUACAACAGACGCCACCACCCCCUCUUCAUCGCCUGCCGCGGACGGGGCUCAAGGCGACCAGGGCGGAGGCGGCGCCACCGCCCUUACUCCCGAGGAGGCGUGUUUGUGCGAGGCCGAGUACUUUCGGGUCAUCCAGGCGGCGCUGUUCACGCUCGUCGCGAGCGCGUCCGCCGGCCCCGCGGCCCUGGUGCGGGGGGAGCGACUGGUCGGGUGCCGGGCGAACCGGAGGUACCUUAGGCGGGAGAUCAGCUACGACAGCCUCGCGUGCUGCCUGGUCAACUCCGGGGUGGUGGCCAGCCCCACGUACGCCUCCCGGGCGGUGAAGCUUCUCUUCACGAUGAUCACCGAGCAGCCUUGCAGCGGCAUGCGCCUGGAGGCCGGGGACGACAACACCGGGGGCGAUGGGGGAUCGGGAGGCGGGGGCGCCGCUGACAACGCGACGGGGGCGGAAGGCGACGACGACGAAAACGUCGGUCAGCACGCGCCCGUCCGGAACGCAGAUGCGGUCAUGGUGGUCCUCGGCGUGCUGCCGUACCUGAGCGAGGACACCGCUUGGGCGGCCCUGGGGGCGCUGAACCAGGUGGUGCGGGCGGGCGGGUUUGCGGAGGCGGAGGCGUUGGUGGCGGCGGGCGUGGUGAGGAUGGCCGCGGACGUCCUGGCCAAGGCGCUGCACUCGCGCACGGCCAGAGCCAACAACAAGCGCAGGCGCGACAGCCGAACGAGCACCGGAGCAGCGCGGGACGACGCCGCGGGGGCGCUGGUGGACGCCGGUGCCGGCGGCCGCGCGGAAGGCGGGGACGGGGGUGGAACUCCCGUGGCGGCCAACGGUGGGGGUACCCUCCGGGAGCCCGUUCGAGAGGUCGCCCUGCGCGGCCGUGAGCACGGGCUGCGGGAACCCCUGCGCCUGACGGAGAGUGUGCGGCAGCGGCUGGUGGAGUUCAUCAUGCUCGUGGCGAGCCGGCACAUGACGCAGGCCGAACUGGCGCCGAUAGUGAGGGCCGUGACCCUGCCGCUAGCGAUGGACUCCCGCGGCCACGUGGCGCCGCCGACCGUGUGGCCCGCCGGCCUCGCCCUCCCGCCCGCGAUCGACCGCGCCGACGCGGGCGGGGAGGCGUUCUGGCUGCCCGGGUGGGGAACCUUUGUGUCCCCGUCGCCCGGCGACGGAGGCGUCUUGGUGAGCAGCGCCGCGGACAAAACACCAAGCUCUGGUGGGCAUGUUGCUUCCCCUUGGCCGUGGCUGGGCGUGCUGACGGCCAUGUCGGCGCGCGCGGAGGAUUCGACCCCGUUCUUGCGGCUCGGGGGCUCGCCGGCCACCGACAUGUCGAGCCUGUGCCACGAGGUCUCGAGGUCGGGGUGGAGGACGGCCGGGGGGGCCGGGCUAUCCUCGUCGGGGCCGGCGUCUUCUUCCGCGGCGGGGGAGGACGCCGCUGACGGCGGCGGCGGCGGCGGCGGCGGCGGCGGCGGCGGCGGAAAGCUGUGGCGCGGGCAGCAGAAGGCGCUCGUGGAAGCGGCCCUUGAGGAAGGAGUCCGAUUCGUGCACGUCCCGGGGCUGGAGGGAGGGGGCGCGGGCGCCGCGUCCGGUGACGGCGGCGGUGGCAGCGGUGGCGGCGGUGGUGGCCUCGGCGACGGGACGUCGUGGCCGGGCCCGUCCGGGUACUCGUUCGCUUGCUGGAUGCGCUUCAAUCCUCCCGGUGGCGGGGGCAGCGGUGCCCGCAGCGGCGGUGACGCCGGGACUUCGCCCCCCGAAGACAUGGAGUCGUGGAACGAGGACGUGGGCAGGGCGGCGGCUUUCGGGGCCGCCGCCACUGCCGCUGCUAAGGGUAACGCCGCCAACCCCACGAAGCUCAAGAGCGACCCCGGCCAGGCGCCCGGAGAGGGUGGCGCGGGGGCUUUCGCCGCCGACCGACGCGCGGCAGCGGAGGCGUCGACAACGGUGCUGUGGGUGUUCGUGGUGGCCUCUCCUGACGGACGAGCCUUCCUGCAGCUGUUCCUCGACCUCGACCUCCUCGUCUUCUGCGCGAGAGGGUCCUCCAUCCGGGGAGAGAUCCGCUUCAACACCCCCGAACAUCUGUCGUGCGGCGGGGCUCGCGUGUGGCACCACGUCCUCCUGGCCCACUCGAGGGCGAAGAGCCGCCUCUUGGGCACGAAGGACAAGCUGCACCUGUGGGUGGACGGCGAGCUGGCCGAUACCGUCAAGGCGUUCCUAGAUGCCUCCGUGGGAGCGACGGUGGCGCCGGUGUGGCACCUCGGUCCUUGCGCCCUGGUGACGGAGUUCGUGGACGUGGCCCCGCUGAUGUUCGCGCUGGGGCCCGAGUACACCGGGGUCUGGACGGCGGAGAGCCCGCUGGAGGCGAUCUCGAGCGCGAACGCGGCGGGGGCCCUGCGGCGGCUGCAGGCACUUGGCGGCGCGGCUGGAUUCGGUGCCCUCGGGGGCGACGUCCCGCACGCUCUCCAUCGCCGCGUCCUCCGGGAGCUAGAUCGGUGCUUCAACGUGACGGAACGGGCCUACUACUGGAACCGUUCGGACCGGGCGGGGGUGACAGACUCGUUUUACUUGCUGUUGGCGCCCGAGCUGGUCACUUUCGCUUACAACACAAGGCACAUGGAAAGGCCGGGGGGGCCAACACCGCCCGAUGCCGCCGGCGGCGGAGGCGGGGCCCGGAGCGUUUCCCUCUCGAGCGACCAGCAAGGCGGGCGCGGGGGCGGGGGUGGGGCCGACGACGACGGCAUCGACCUCGACGGGGACGCCUUGGACCGGCCGUCGCAGGUCCCGGCGUCCGCCAAGCGGGCGGCCACCUCGGCGUCCCUCGUGAGCGGCUGGCUAUUCAACGCCGCCCGGGAGACGGCGACGCCUUCGGCAGGGCCGGGCCCCGUGGGCUGCGCCUACGGGGACGACAUCGCCGUGGCGCCGUCGAGCCUGCCGCGGGAGCUGGCCGGCGCGGGGGGUCCCGCCGUGCUCUUCCCGUUGCUGCAGCGGGCGCAGACGGAGGCGGCGCUGUGCUGGACGCUCCGGUUGAUCCCCAGGGUGGUACGGGGGGGGGGGGCGUCGAGCGUGGGGUACAUGCAGAUCGGCGGCGGGUAUCUAGUCCUCGCGGGGCUCCUGCGCAGCCGGAGGACCCUGCUCGGGCCGCACACCGUCCGCGCGUGCUUCGAGAUGGCGGUCGAUAGGGCGUACACCGGCGGCGGUGAAGACGGCGGUAAAGCAGGCAAAGAAGAAGAAGGAGGAGGUGCAGUUGACGGCGGCAACGGCCAGGACGGCGGCGGCGGCGGCGGCAGCGGUACCAGUAACGAGGAUCUCCCCUGGGGGGGUACCGAUACCGGCCUCGGCGACGAUCCGUCCAAGGCGGUGGAGGACAGCCACAGGGCGGACGGGUGGGGCUGGGAGGAAGACAUCGCUUUCAUGCCUCGCGACGAGAUUUGGGGGCUGGAGGACCGAGGGCUGAUGCUGGACGUGCUCCAGCUGGUGCACUCUCUGGUCUCACCGCACAACUCGAAGAGGGUGCUGGCCAUGUGCACGAUCCAGCGCGACUUCGACCGGGUCGUGGGCGCGACCCUCAGCACGCUCGCGGACGGGGACGCGACGGGGGCCCGGGAGUCGCGCCCGGCCGGCUCGGAGCCGUCGUUCGCGCCGGCGGAGGCCGUGCUUCGCAGGGUUGGUCUUCUCGGCGAGGAGGAAGACGGCGGCGGCGGCGGCGGCGGCGGGUCCUCUCCCGCCGACAAGGUUCUGUCCGGGCAGGCGUUGGUGCGCCUGUACCUGGUGCGGAUGCUGCUGGAGAUCGUUACGCUGCCGGUGGCGGCGGCGAGCAAGGGCGAGCUUAGCUCGACCGAGGGCGUCUACGUGGGAGGGGUCGGGUCGCCGUGCGCGAGGGAGGCCCAGAGGGCCGCCGAGGAAGCCGCGGCGGCGGCGGCGGCGGCGGCGGAGGCGGUGUCGGGGGCGAAGGCUCCGAAGGAGGGUGCCAGAAAGGGCGGGGGUGGGACGCGGUUGGAGCGUUGGGUGGACGGCGUGCCGCCGGUCGUGGACGUUGUCGAAGCGGACGGGAGCGGGUUGCCGAGCCCGCUGUACGCGGGCAGGCACAGGCAGUUCAAGACGGUGUGCUCGCGGGCGCUUCGGGCUGACUGGUUCAUCUCGCUGCUUGAGACAUGCCAGGAGGAGGCGGGAGUGGCGUGGACGUUCCGCCUCCUGGCGGCGAUGCUCCAGAGCUCGGAGGAGUUCGGCUCCUCGUUCCGAGAAGCCGACGGAUUCCGGGCGAUGGCCGUAUGCCUCCCCCGCUACGCGGCCUCCUUGCCGGUCCUCCUGCCGGCCCUCGCGCUCGCCCUCGGCGUCCCCGUCGCCGCGCUGCCGGCCACGGCCGAAGGCAUGGACGUGAUCAGCAUCCUUUCCCUCCUGCGGAGGAACGCGGGCACCGCGCACGGGCCCGGCCGCUGCGCCGGCGGCGGCAUGGCUCCCCGUGGCGGCGGCGACACGGAGCCGCGGCCGUUUGUCAGGGUGUGCCUGGCGAGGGUGAUCCUGCCGUGCCUGCGUGUGAACGCGGCGCUGCUCCGCCGGGCUGAGGCUGCCGGUGUGGUGCCAACAACGGCGGCGGCGGCGGAGUCGUCGCCGUCUCAGGCGCCGCCUUCCCCGAGCGGGGACGGAGCAGAGAAGACUUCGCCGGGGGUGGCGGCGACGGCGUCGGCGACGGCAGAUGUGAGCGAUUGGCGCAGAGCCAAGAGAGUGAACGAGCUGAUGAGCGCGGCCAUGUGGGAAGCUUUGAUGAACGACCCGUCGUUCCGGCUCACGUGCCGGUCUCCCGGAAUCGUCGCUGCCCUGGUGGACGUCCUCGGCGGGACGUGGGACGAGCCGGAGGGAGGUCUGCUCGGCGGUAGCAAGGGGACCGCCGCCACAGGCGGAGCAGGACGAGAGGAGGAGGUGGGAGUUGGCAACGGUAGCGGUAGCGGAACCACGUCCGGCGGGUCCUCUUCGACGGAAGGCUUCCCCCCUCAGGCCUCCCCGCACCCGCCCGCGAAGCUGCUGAGGAUCGUGAUCGCGGACAUCAUCGCUGUGGGGAGCGCCGUCGUCUUCCGAUCGGUCUUGCGCGUGUUCUCCUCCGGCGCUGCCGUCAUGGGACCGAUGCUGAAGGGGCCCUCCCCCCGCGGGGAGGACGCCGCGGUCGAAGCCGCUCCCUCGUCGACGCGAAUGCCGCGGGACCUGAGCCCGCUAGGCCGGGAGGCAGGUUCCGCCUCCGCGGGAAUCUUCCAGCGCGCGAUUCUCCGACACCUGGAGACGUGCUCACGGGAGGCCAUCAACCUCGCGGCGGCGGCGGCGGCCGUCCCUGCCCCGCCGUCCUCCUCCCGAAGGAACCGGGCAGGGAAGAGCCCCCCGAACCCGAGAGUCGUUGCCUUGAAUCGCGCUGUCGGGAGCGUGGCUGCCGUCUCGGCGGCGGUGGCGGAGGCCGCCGCGGAAGGGCUGCUGCCGGGGGUCGAAACGGGACACCUGGCGGUGGGGCUCGUGCUCAGCUUGCUGCGGCAGAUCACGGCGGCGUUGGGGGCGGUUAACGGGGCCGCUUCGAGCGGCGGCGUCAAGGGCACCGCGCUCGGCGCGUGCCACGUUACGACGAUCGUGGCGCUCCGCCGAGCCAUCCAGCGGGAGAGCGGACGGGAGGGGUGGCUGGGGGGACGUGCCCGUGGUGACGGUGGCGGCAGCGCGAAGGCCGGGCGAGACUUGGUCGAGUCGUGGUCGAAGGGUGGUGUUGGUGGUGGUGGUGGUGGGGCGACCGACGACGAUGACGGCGACCUGCUCGAAGAAAGCCUGCUGAUGAUCGCGCACAACUUUGACGCUCUUCUUGGAGAGGAGCGGAGGAGCUCGACGCCGGGACCGGGCGUGGCAGGGACCGCCUCCGUCGGCAGCCCUCCGUUCCCCCCGCCGGCGCCUAUCUCGAAGUCGCCCGUGAACCCGAAGCCCCGUUCACCGCAGUCUUCAGCCUCGACGACUCCGCGCGGUGGCCUGGAGAGCGGCGGCGGUGGCCGGCGUGCCAACGUCCCGUCGCCGCUCGACCUGUUCGGCCUGGACCAGGAGGCCUCGGCGGAAGCGCCUUUGACGACCGCCGGCGUUUUCGCCGACACGCCAGCACCUCAGAAGUGGUCCUCGAGGUUCGACUUCCCCCUCGACAACACCGCGACGGGUGCGGCGACGGCGGCGGCGGUGGCGGUAGAGGAAGCGAACCGGCUCGCGAUGACGUUUUCGGCCCUAGAGCUGUCGAGCAUCGGCUCCUCCGACCGGAGCACCACCGGCGGCAGCGGUGGCGGCGGCGGCCGCGGGCAAGGACCAAAGAGCCUACAGCUCGCGUCGGGAUCCUUGAUCGGGUCGCCGGCAGGCGUCGGUGGUGGCGGCGGCAGCCCGAAGGCUAGCAACAGCCUGUGGGAGAGCGCGGCGAAGGGGGCGGCGGGUCUCGUUGCUGCGGCCGACCGCGGCAGCAAGGGAGGGAGCGGCGGCGGCGGUGGGAGCAGCGGUGGUGGCGGGGGCGGCGGCGGCGGGGGCGGCGGCGGAGGAGAUGCCGGAGACGGCGGCGGCGCAGGCGUGGCCGAGUCGCUGGUGUACCGCCUGCGGGGCGCCGCCUCCGACCGAGCGUUCGUGGCCGGCUUCGUGGCGGAGCUCCGGGCCCUGCUGCUGAGCGACAGCGAGAGCGUGCGGAAGCUGUCGACCAGGCUCGCGGGUACCCUGCUGGCGCGGCGGCGCGCGACAAUGCAGGAGCUCCUGGGCGAGGAGCUCCUUAGCACCGGGUUCUCCAUGCUGGAACCGCCGCCGCCCGCCGCUG